AUGGCCUCAGCAAAAAUUCUUGUUCCAAGUCGUUUGACGUUCGCUACCUCUUCAAGAGGUGUAUUCCCUUCUUUACUCGUUCACCAGAGGCAUAAGAAAACCAUUGCUGGCCCUUUCUCCCUGCCCAAGGAACUGCGACUCCUUCGUAAUGCACAAGUUUCCAAAGAACCAAUAGGUAUACCCGAGAGAGAACCCACCAAACACAUUGCUGCACAAUUCGAAAAAGAGGAGACAAAUAAUGAAAAAGCAGUAGUUAAAAAAAAACCAUUGGUUACUCGAAUAAAAGACGAAUUGAUUCAUUAUUGGCAUGGAACCAAGCUUUUUGGCUUGGAAAUAAAAAUUUCCACAAAGCUUUUAUACAAGCUUCUAAAAGGUCAAAAGUUGACCCGACGUGAACAACGACAGCUUAAACGGACCACCCAAGAUUUGGUUCGGCUUGUUCCAUUUGCAGUUUUUAUAAUUGUACCUUUUAUGGAACUUUUAUUACCAGUGGCUCUCAAAUUGUUCCCAAAUAUGCUACCAAGCACUUUCGAGGAUAAAUACGCAAAAGAAGAAAAAAAAAGAAAGUUGCUCAAAGUACGUUUGGAGAUGGCAAAAUUUUUACAAGAGACAAUUGCUGAAACCGCAAUAACGGGAAAGGAUCGCGCUGAUGCUGCUAAAGAAUUUUUAGAAUUCUUUCGCAUGAUUCGUUCGACCGGGGAACAGGCUAAUACGGAAGAUCUUAUUCGCGUGGCCAAAGUUUUUGAAGAUGAAUUGACUUUAGACAAUUUAUCUCGUCCUCAGUUGGUUAGCAUGUGUCGUUAUAUGAACAUCAAUGCUUUUGGAACGGAUAACUAUUUAAGAUAUCAGAUCAGGAAUAAGAUGGGAGCUAUCGAAGAAGACGAUAAGUCAAACAUUCAGAUGAUUAUGGCUGAAGGAGUUGAUUCACUUACUGUCCCUGAACUUCAACAAGCUUGCCAGUCACGUGGAAUUCGUACAAUCGGGGUAUCACCAUCUCGUUUGCGCAGUGAACUGAAUCAAUGGCUUGACCUUCAUCUAAAUUAUAAAGUACCUUCCACUCUUCUGAUUCUCUCGCGAGCAUUCAGUUUUUCGGAUCGCUCUGAACUUAUUGACCACACUGAAGCCCUUCACGCUACAUUAUCCAGUUUACCUGACAAUCUUGUUAACGAAACCGAGUUGCAAGUUAUGGAGGACGAAGGUACAGCCACAUACAAACAGAAGCUUGAUGUCUUGGAAGAACAAGAAGAGUUAAUUGCGGAAGAAAAAGCUCAAGAAGAGAAAGAAGCCGCUCGACGAGCAAAAAAGGAGGAAGAGGCCGCUAAGGAGGCAGCUUUAGCUGAAAAGGCUCCUCGUGAUGCCAAGGAGGCAGCCGAAAGUGAUGUGCGCAUGACUGAACAACAACUCCAAGAAUUACGUGCGGCGUUGACCAUUCUUUCUUCAAAAUCAGCUGUGCUAGAAGAAAGAGAAGCUUUAAAUGAAAUUAAGGAGGACCGAGAAGAAUAUAAAGAGGAUAUACAAGAACUAAAGGAUACUGGUAAACACACGGAGUCACCAGUGUCACAUCGUCUUGGAACGCGUUUGGAAAAAAUGAUUCAAAAAAUUGACAAAGAAUUGGAACAAUAUGACAGUGAAGUGGGUUCAAAGCUAAAUAUAAUUAAGACUAAUGAAAGUGGGCAAAUUACUGUUAGUGAUCUAGAAGAAGCUUUAAGAAUUAUCAAACAUACACCAGGGGAUAAUGAAACAAUUAAAAAAAUUGUUACAAAAUUGGACGUAGAUGGUGAUGGAUUGGUGUUCUUGGAUCAUAUUAUUGAACUAUGUACAGAAGGUGAAGGCAUAGGUGUGUUGAUGGAGAAAGAAACUGAUCAUGAAAAAGAAGAAAAGGUGAAAAAGCCAAAAAAGGAAGAUAUAGUAGUGCAAAGCUAA
Molecule: messenger RNA, 1923 nt
Organism: Acaulospora colombiana
Lineage: Eukaryota; Fungi; Glomeromycota; Glomeromycetes; Diversisporales; Acaulosporaceae
Source: the annotation of a GenBank genome assembly